UUCUCGCCCGUCCUGCCCGCGCUGGCCGCGCUGCGGUGGUCACGGGCCGGGGGCUGUCGUGGCGGGAAGGGCACGCGCUAGUGCGGAUGAUCUGCGGGGCUCCGCGCCCUCCUCUUCCGCCCUCCGCGGGAGCUGGCGGCGACGAGCCCGCCGGGGAAAGGGUAACAUGGGCAGCGAGGCGUCGGGCCGGCCCCCCCUGAGGCGUUGAGGCGGGCAGAAGAAGGUGGCCGUGGCCUGCGCUACGUCCUGAGCGCUGCUGCCCGAGCUGCAGGAAGCGAGAUGUGUGUGAUUCUGCCUCUCCAUGUCUUUGGCUACUGAGGAUUGAAAAUGGAUUGUGGAAUGGCUCAGGACACUACAGUGCCCAAACUGAACUUUGAGUAUUGGUUGGAUAAAGCUAUUGAGUGGGGUCAAGCCACUACUUUGGAAUCGCAGAAAGAUGUGUGCCUUCACUUGCCCCAGCUCCAGGAAUUUCUACAUCAGCUUUAUGAAACAAUAAAACAUUUGCAGGGUCCCACUGUAGCAAUCCAGCAGUUCCCGUUAAUUGGACAGCUUCUAGGAAGGCUCUGUUGGAAUCCUUUUGUUAUAGGAUAUGAUGAAAGCCAGAAGACUCUGAUGUGGUGCUUAUGCUGUCUGUACAGCAGUGAACCACAGAAUGCUGUGGAGCUGAAGGCCAACAGCUGGAUACGGAGUUUGCUGUGCCAUCUCCUUUCUUCUUCUAAGUGGGAAAGUAAUGAAGCAGAAACCAGUACGUUCAUAUCAGCUCUGGGCUACACAUCAGCAGAUUAUUACUGUCACUUGGUUAAAAAUAUGGUCAUUUCAUUAGUAACAGAACUCAGAGAAAACCAGUGCAAUGGACUUAACAUUCAGGAGAGCAUUUCAGCCAGUCGUGUGAAUGCUAUUUCCAUUUUCUGUGUGCCUCUCAUUACUUUGCCUGAUCUAACUCCAUUGCUGGAAACUCUCCUUCUUUACCAUGGAGGGUCAUCAAAAGAAAUUCUGAGUUCAGAGUUUCUGGAGGCUGUGAAUGAGGCCUUUUUAAAGAAGAAGAUCUCCCUUCCUGAAUCAGCUGUCUUCAACCUUUGGCUUCGUCACUUACCAAGCCUUGAAAAAGCUACCUUACAUCUUUUAGACCAGCUGUUUUCCAUUCACUUGAAUUCACUGGAAGAAGUGGCUUGUGUCAUAAAAGACUCAUUGCUGCCACAAGCAGCAAGCCAUCCUGCUAUUUUCAGAAUUGUAAAUGAAAUUUUCAAGAAUGCACUGAUGGAAACUGAUGGAACCCCAGAAGUUAUGACAAUUAUACGGGUGUUUACACAGCUCUUCCUUCAGGCUUAUCAGAAUGAAAACAAACAGUAUAAAUUUCCACUGAAGGCCUACUUCCCAUACCAUCACCAGCCUCUUGUUAGAAGUUUAGUCAGACGUCCUUUUGAGCUCCCAACUACAUAUUGGUCUCAACACGUGAAACACAUUUCGGAUAUGCUCAAAGCAAUACUAGAAGAUACAAAUAUUAGUUCUCUCACUGACCUCUUUGAAAUCUGGUUUUUGGUUGCUUGUUUUGGAGAAUGGCUGGAUAUUGCAGCAGAACAAUUACUGAAGGCUGCUGUAGAACCAGGUCCUGUGCUGUGGCUGCUGGCAUUUUACUACUGUCCUAAGAAUGAAAAUCAACAAAGGACUGAAACAAUGGUAGAAGCCCAAGCAGUCUACAACCAUCUAAUGACACUGUUCAGCCACACAGACCUUUCUCUCAAAGACCUGGAGGCUGCUGUACACAGGGUAACAGGUGUAGAGCACUGUUGUAACCAGCAACUCACAACACAUCUUCUGACCAACUUCUUGCUCUUUUCCUCUGGUGGACAUAAGAUUGCCCAGGAAUGUAUUUACAAUAUUACUGAGAUAACUGAUACACGCAAAGAAGUUUAUAACCUUCUUAUCCAUACUGCUUACAGAUUUAACCAUAGUGGAGAAGAAAACCAAAGGACUGUGAAACUGAUGAAUGAACUUCUUCAAAAAUUUACAUUGAAAGUUUAGAAUUUCAAUGUGAUCUAUUUAUCAAACCAAUAAAUCAGGUCUUUAUCCAGGUGUCAAACUUCCAUUACCAUCUAGUGCUGCAGAUUACCAGGGGCAGAAAGAUACCCAUGUAAGCUAUAGCUGCUAAUUUAUAUUCCCUCAUCUAUACUGAAAAAAUAAUCUGUUGUUUGGAAUUGCUAAUCUUUUGAAACAUAGUAGUAAAUAUUAAAGAUGCAUGAAAAUUUUGUUCUGAGUACCUUCUGUAACAAGAGAUCUACUCUACAUCAUUUAAAGUAGCUUGCUCAUCUCCUUGUUGUUUAUCUGGCUGAGGAUCAGUUUUUCUCCUAAAUUACUCAUAUGAGGUUUUUUAAGUAAGUAAUAUCCAAUUGCUUGAUUGGUAAGUUGUUACUAAAAUGUUUUGUUCUGUGCUUCUGCUUUUCUGAAACUAACGAUGAUCUCAAGUGAUUCAUAGUGUUCUCAGGAAAUCAGUGAGUGAUAUUUCCUGAAUUCUUUCCUUCUUUUUGAAAAUGUUUCCAAAAUGAAACUCUUCCCAGAUUUGCUGAAUGUGGGGGUUUUUCAAUACUGCAACUUUCACAGGACAGUGUUCUCCUCUAAGUACUAGCCCAAUAGCUGGUCUUUGUCAAAAGAUAACUGUAGGCAUAAAAUUGCUUGCAGUACAGCCCACUCAACAGUGUGCCAUGACUGAUGCUAUUAUUUAUUUAUUUAAGAAAUAUGGGGCUUUUAUUCAGACAAAAGAGGGCAAGCAAAACAGAGACACAGGGACAUCUUUGAGUUCAAAGGGACAGAUUUCCUAUAUAGGUUGUAAUUCAUUGCCUUCAUUUUUGUGUCCAGCAGUAAUUUGCUUACUUCUUUGUUUAGGUUUUUUGAGUCCUGCAAGGAGCAUAGACAGGUAGCAGUGGCAUAUUUUUUUUACCCUUAGGAAGGUAUUUGUCCCUAGAAGUUUUGUGAACCUGUCUCUAGCUUAACUAGAAAGAUGACCUUGGAGAAUAGUAGUGAGAAUACUGAGCAUCUUAGCUUUCUUCAGUAAUUUGUUCCCCUGUAUUACUUAUGUGUAAUGCCAACGCCUGUGCUAUGCUACUCAAAGAUGCUACUUGGAAUUCUAGUCUUGCAUAUAAAAUCCAAGACAUGUAUCUUGAAUUAAUAAAGCUUUUUGAAUAUAGCAUUUGUUUUUGAGCAAAGGGAAAGAAGAACAGUGUACUUAGUGUCCUUUGGCUGUAAGAAGUGGAAAGAUAUUUUCUGUUAUGCUGUUAACUGAUUUCUUACAAUUUUGUUCCCAGUGAGUCAUAUUACGGAAGUUACAUGCCCUCUCAGUCAGUUUGCUAGUGAAAAAAUAGCAAACACAUAAUGUAUGUCUGCAAAAAAAUGGAGUUUUUCUCUUUUUUGAUUAAAAAUUAUUUUUAAAUGAAAAUUCAGAAAGAAAUAAGUAGCAAUUUUUCUGUUGUUGAAUGGCCACAUGUAUCUAAAAAAGUAAAAUCAAGCAAGCCAGUUUUUUGUUCCCUGAAUACCAUAACUGAAGCAUGGGAUUAAACUAAAUUAUUUUUGGUCACAAACUCAGAGGUAUUCGUCUAGUGGAAACAGAUGUGGAAUGCUCUAUUUAGAAUGAUAAAUAAUCUAAAAUUUUAACUAAAAGGAAGAAUGAUUUUUUUUUGUUUGUGUGGGUUUUUUGGUGUUUUUUUUUUUUUUUGUUUUGUUUUGUUUAAUGUCUAAUCUGGUUGUUGGAUGUGAGGCUCUUUGGUUGUGUUUUCUCCAUAUUGUGCCUAUAUGUAAUUUUAACUAUGUAGAAGAAAGAUAAGCAAAGAACUGCAGUAUCUAAUUCUUGCAGAUUAAUUAGGUGAAUGUUGUGGGUAUCAUAUUUAGAUGCGUAUGGCAGUUUUUGGACAGAUAUUUUUAAGUAUCUUUUCUUUAUCAGUGUUUUUAUUUUUCCAUUGACAAAAUGUAUGAAAAUUCUUCUAACUUCAUUUAACAAAACCAUUAUGCUGAUAAAUAAGGAUAAAUAGAAUUAAGCAGGAAGGAAAUGUACAAUGAAGGCAGUAAAACCCCAGAAUUAGUUGUGAAUUGAUAUAUUCUUGUUUUUUUGUGUUUGGCUUCCUAAGAAAAACUGAAUGAUUUAAAUACUAAGGAGGGUUUGCUAGUUUCAGGAGUCUCUAAUGAAGAAACCUAAUUGAUACUCUCUGUAACUUAAAAAAGACACAUCUGUACUGCAUUCUUUUAGCUUUUUUUAGCAUAGUGGUUAUAACUUGUUGGUGUUUCUUUUUCCUUACUCUUUCACUAUGCUUGAAUUAUGAUCUAGCUUUGAUAUAAGCUGUGAUUUUGUGGGAUGUUGAAGCUACUUUUGUUAGUUUGCCAGUGAAAGGCUACAGAGCAGUUUGGUAGAUCUGAGUAAUGGAAGAUUUCUCAUACAGUGACUUCUGCAUUAUCCAUCCAAUGUGCAUCUUUUCCUCUGUAAUUGCUGCUUUCUGGAAAUGUUCUUUGGGGCCUUCACGGUUGUACUUCUUUGCUGAACCAGCCAAAAAGUCCUGAAAUCAGACUUCAAGUAGAUUGUUCCCUUGCGUUCUAUUUGCAGCACACACCCUGAUUGUCUUCAGUACAUAGAGAACUUUUCAAAACUGUUCUGCUUCAAGGUGUUUUUUGAAUAAGAAUACAGACAGUAAAUUUUACUUCUUUGUUGAUUAUGCUCCUUUCCAGUCUAAGACUGCUAAGUUAGAGCUUUUUGGAUUCUGCAAGCUUUGCAGCAUGGUGCUGGUUGGUUUCUGUGGAUUUUCUUCAGGCAGAAAAAAAGGUCAUUUCAGUGGCUUUUAUUUAAUCAAGAUCUCAGUACAGUGCCUAUACAAAGCAGAAUGUAUUUUAUUUUGUCAUGUGUUGUCAGAUACUGCAAUUUAGCUGACCAACAGUAACAUUUAUUGUGUUACUGCUAGCAUUUGUAAUUAAGUUUCUGUACUCUCAGCAUUGUAAGUGUCAAGAGAUGUUAAUGGACACAUGACUUAAUAUUUGUUUCAGUGAGCUGAAAACUCUGAAAUAUGUUUGGCUUGGCAGGGAUACAAUUAAAACAUUCUGUAGCAUUGUAGAAGUAUAGGAUAAAAUAUCUACCACAAAUUACUUGCAGUUGCUAAACAAAAUACUGUUAAAUCAGAUUUACACUGUUUCAUUGCUGUGUUAUCUAAUGUGAGAAUAAAGUACCUAAUGUUCUGUGUGAAUGAGUAAUGUCAUACUCAUUAAAACACAGUUUUUCUA
Messenger RNA from Camarhynchus parvulus, 5253 nucleotides. RefSeq names its product FA complementation group C (gene FANCC). Lineage: Eukaryota; Metazoa; Chordata; Aves; Passeriformes; Thraupidae. The record is from RefSeq and is a predicted model, not a curated record. Gene Ontology annotation, biological process: interstrand cross-link repair; cellular response to oxidative stress; nucleotide-excision repair. The coding region runs from base 328 to 2022 and encodes 564 amino acids. The transcript has 16 exons. Gene Ontology annotation, cellular component: Fanconi anaemia nuclear complex.